Molecule: messenger RNA, 3674 nt
Organism: Triplophysa rosa
Lineage: Eukaryota; Metazoa; Chordata; Actinopteri; Cypriniformes; Nemacheilidae
Gene: bcar3
Product: BCAR3 adaptor protein, NSP family member
Exons: 14
Coding region: 188-2944 (918 amino acids)
Biological process (GO): positive regulation of peptidyl-serine phosphorylation; small GTPase-mediated signal transduction
Molecular function (GO): guanyl-nucleotide exchange factor activity; phosphotyrosine residue binding
Source: RefSeq, a predicted model, not a curated record
AUCGAUCUGCUUUCCUCACAAGAGGAGGCAGUUGCAGCAGGGAUAACUCAUGCAGAAUGAGUGUCUACUUUCUGAUUUAAACCGAUGAUUGACUUUGGCAGAGGAACGUCAGAUAGCCUACAACCAAAACCACCAGGACUUUGCUUACGGAGGGAUUUAUGAGGAAACAUCUGGAUAAAGAUUCAUCAUGAAGCACAUGUCCAUCCCGAAAUGGUUGAGUCAGCUGGGACUACCUCAGUACUGCGUGCUAUUCGAUGAGGAAUAUGAUGGAGUGGAGGUAAAGUCAGAAUCAACUGACUUGUUGCACCUGACAGAGAUGGAUCUGUUGAGUCUCGGGGUUCAAAGUCGUCUUCAUCGCAUCCACAUUCUCUCCAGUAUCCAAGUACUGCAAGAGCGGGAAACAAAGAUAGAGCUGAGGAUGAUGGCAGAAGGGAGGUUUUCCAGUCUGCCCAGGAACAUGCACGUUGGGCGACAGUGCACUCUGGCCUCUUCUAUGGAUCUGCUGAGUUCACGCCCUGCGGUGCCCCAGAUGCUGCCCGCCGGCUACCAGGAUGUCUCCAUCCAUGGCACUCUGCCUCGCAAGAAGAAAACCGGCACGACUGCCUCCGUGAGGCAGUGGGAGAUGAAUGGAAAUGUGGGAACAGCAGCAGGGUACCCAGGACGGUAUCAUCUGCCGCCGUCACCGCUAAUACACAACAUCAUUGAAGAACAUCACAAUUUCCACUUUGACAGGGAUGGCAACGGGGCAUCCAGGGACACCGCUGGCAUGGAUCCUACCAUGGAAUAUGUCAAGUUUUCGAGGGACAAGUACAUCAUGGAUGGUCCACCAGAGAAGCUACGCAAAGAACUAGAGGAAGAACUGAAACUUAGCAGCGAGGAACCGCGGAGCCAUGCCUGGUAUCAUGGAGCCAUCCCAAGACAGGUGGCAGAAAACCUGGUCCAGCGAGAUGGUGACUUUCUUAUCCGAGACUCGCUGUCCAGCCCGGGAAACUACGUCCUGACCUGCCAGUGGAAGAACACGGCCCAGCACUUCAAAAUCAACAAACGUGUAGUAGCCAUGAACGAGGCCUAUUCCCUGGUUCAGUACUUCUUUGAGAGAGAUGGGUUCGACAGCAUCCCUGCAUUAGUACGAUGCUACGUGGGCAACCGCGAGCCGGUUUCUGAGGUUGUGGGAGCUAUUAUCUUUCAGCCAAUCAACAGAGCUCUUCCUCUCAGAUGCUUGGAGGAGAAAUACAGAGUCGGAUCGACUCGUGCGGAGAUGGGAUACUCGGAGUGGAAGAAUCUGACUACUAAACGGUUAAGUCUGAAUAUCGUGAACGGACAUGGCCAGGAUCACACCCUCGGUCGGGGGAACCUCCUAAGCAACAAGGAUAAGUGUGGAAGUCAACCAGCAUGUCUAAACCACGUUCAGGAGAGGAGACGGCCACUAAAGACCCAUCAGUCUGAGAGUUUUCUCCCAAUUGGCUAUAGACCCCAGGCACAGGCACCACAUAUGGAACGCCAGCCGUGCCCUAAAUCCCCAGUAUUCCGAACCGGAAGUGAGCCAGCACUGAGCCCCACGGUACCCCGCAGGAUUGCUUUCGACACCCAGCCGGGCGAGGCUAUCCGUGGAUCUGACAGCCAGUUGUUUCCCAAGCCACCCCCUAAACCCAGCAAGGUGCCUUCUAUGAGAACAUCCUGCACCCCACCGGUACCUCCAGUGAAGCCCUACAAACUGCAGAAUUUAUUCCAACAGCAGCACCCGUCGGGUAGCCCAGAAGUAAGCUAUUGUGAACUGAGUCCUUGCAGUAAUACUGAGUGGGACAGAAUGAACAGCUUGCAUACUAACGGUUACGUGGAACGGCUAAAGAGCGAAGUGGAUUUAAGAAGAACCGAGAGCACCACUAAACUGGAUCGCAGUUCUUACCAUAAUGCGAUCAAAGCUUUGGACCACGGCAGCGAGGAAGAGAACACCGACGAAGACGAUGCCAAGAAAGCUACAGGUUUUAUAAGACCCGUGUUUGAAACUGAAUCGGCGUUUAAACCGGGAGACGCAAACUUCCGCCUUCUGCCGGAGGAGAACAAGCCGCUGGAGAUGACGGUGUUAAAGAAAGCAAAGGAACUUGUCGUCGGUCUGGAUCCAAAGACGAUCGCUAAACACAUCCUGCACGCAGACUGUCAGGUUGCUAGGAUACUGAAUGUUUCCGAGGAGAUGAAAGGUCAGAUGGGCGUGACCUCCGGGCUGGAGUUAGUGACCCUUCCUCAUGGGAGACAGCUGCGUCAGGAUAUCAUGGAAAGGCAUAACACCAUGGCAAUUGCCGUCGCUGUGGAUAUCCUAGGGUGCACAGGAAGUCUAGAAGAGAGAGCAGCCACCCUAAACCGGAUCAUUCUGGUCGCUCUGGAACUCAAAGACUCUAUGGGAGACCUUUAUGCGUUUUCCUCACUAAUGAAAGCACUGGACAUGCCUCAGAUCACCAGAUUGGACCAUACGUGGACUACCUUGCGGCGGAAAUACACACAGACGGCCAUUAUUUAUGAGAAAUCUUUGAAGCCAUUUUACAAAGGACUCUAUGAAGGAAGUGCUGAAAUUCCCCUGAGCAAUGCCAGCGUUCCCCUGCUGAUGCCUCUGCUCACCCUGAUGGAGAGGUCAGCGGUCACUUUCGACUGCAUGGACAUCUGGGAGAACAACGACCAAGGAUGUGAAAUCAUGUUCCGCCACCUAGAGGGUGCUCGUGCUGUCGCUCGCAACGCAGACACCUACACCUGCAACGCACAGCGGAUCCUGAAGGGUUUCCAACCUAUUGAUGACAUGUUGGAGAUCCUGAGGACGGAUUUCCAGUUGCGUCUGCUUUGGGGCAGCAGAGGGGCGGCCGUGAACCAGACAGAACGAUACGACAAGUUCAAACUCAUCCUCACAGCCCUGUCUAGAAAACUAGAACCUGCAGUCAAACACACAGAACUCUGAAAGAAAGAGACUGUAUAUACAUUCAAUUCAGUACAUGACUGCAAACUGAAUCUGCUGCACAUGGAGUCAUGUCAAAGAACAUUUGCACCUAAAAGAUCUUCUAAAGAUUCCUCUUGCAAUUUGGAAAGCAUUCAUGAGUUCAUCUGGCACAUCUAUGGAUAGUUCAUUUCUUCCAUGUAGACUUUGCAAAGGUGUAAUUGCGCUCUACACUUCUGACUGCUGAAAUGGGCAGGUAACAGUUGGUGUAAAAUGCAUCAAAGAAGGAAGGGUAUGCCGGUUUUAUCUAAUGGCCUUAUAUAAUCCACCCAAAGAUUGCAGGUCAGGGUGUACACAGAAUGUUUCAGUACUGAAAAUACGUAUCCGUGGUAAUCACGUGACCUGCAAAGUGAUGGAUGUUUACAGAUAUGAUGGACUAUAACUUUAAGAUGGAUCUGAAGUGCUAUGAAAGAAGGAAGCAAUGUUUAAAAUGCUAGUUUACACUGUUCUUGUCUCAUAUCAUGAAGUCCGCUGGUCAAUGCAGACCUGAUCAGUUUAAAAACCCCACAUGGUAAAUGCUGUACAUAUUUAUCUCUAGUGUAAACAUGUGAAGGCUAGUUUGUGUAAUAUAUUGUAUUAAGUAUUGUUGACCUGUAAAUAGUCACUCAUAAUAUUUUAAAUGGAAUAUUCUAAAAAGUUAUGAAUAAAUAUCUAAUAAAAUGUUUUUAAUUCUGUUACAGAAAUUGGCUUUGUU